AUGCUCCACGUGCGGCUGCAUGCGCGGAGAACCGGCGUUGCCGGCGCUCCGCGCGGCCCGGCGUUAAUAGACACUACUACUACUACUACUACUACUACUAAAAGCCAAUAG
This is a messenger RNA of Pyricularia pennisetigena, 111 nucleotides long. RefSeq lists its product as uncharacterized. The transcript has a single exon. Lineage: Eukaryota; Fungi; Ascomycota; Sordariomycetes; Magnaporthales; Pyriculariaceae. The record is from RefSeq and is a predicted model, not a curated record. Bases 1 to 111 code for a protein of 36 amino acids.